Mollisia scopiformis is the source of this 1567-nucleotide messenger RNA. RefSeq lists its product as uncharacterized. Lineage: Eukaryota; Fungi; Ascomycota; Leotiomycetes; Helotiales; Mollisiaceae. Gene Ontology annotation, molecular function: oxidoreductase activity. The transcript has 2 exons. The record is from RefSeq and is a predicted model, not a curated record. Bases 12 to 1244 code for a protein of 410 amino acids.
GCGCUGCAUGGAUGCACGAGACUUCGCAGAAUAAGUUGGUGCAAUUGAUUCCUAAGCUUGGUAUCGAGUACUACUAUGACGAUGGCACACCGUUGUAUUAUACUUGUGACGGUCGAGCCGGAUCUCAGUUCAAAGCGAAGAAGGUUGCUGACGAGUUUGCCGACUAUGUUGAGUGGUUUUACGACGAGAAUCCGGAUGCACCAGACCGUACUGUGAAAGACUUCGUCGACGAGUUCGUGGAAAAGCAUCCACUGAUCUCCGCCUCGGAACGCAAAUGGGCUCCUCAAGCGACCCGCGAAGUCGAGCUUUGGAUUGGUACUUCCAUUGAGGAAGCUUCAGCUAAGCAUCUCAGCUAUUUCAUGACCGAGCGCAAUCUUUACAUGAAAGGAGGCUACGACAAGAUCGUGGAAUGGACUGCUAAACCUCUUCUCAAAGAUCCCAACAUGAUCCGAAAGGGCGAAGUCGUUACCGAUAUCCAAUGGGGUCAUUAUGACAACUCGACCGUCGUCACCACUCAAUCCGGUCACCAAUAUAGUGGAGAUGCCGUCAUCGUGACUGUUCCUCUUGGAUGCCUUCGUCGAGACAUGAUCUCCUUCUCGCCAUCCCUACCGACGUCAAUUCAAUCUGGCAUAUCUGCAUUCUCCUAUGGCGCGCUCGGCAAGGUCUUCAUCGAGUUCUCUGAGGUAUUCUGGCCUAAGGACAACGAUCAGUUCAUCUACUACCCGACUCCAAUUCCUGCAGGAACGCCCAUCGAUGAGUCGAGCAUCUUGUCCUAUGCUACCGUCACUAGCAAUCUCUGGAUCAUGUCCGGCAGCAAAGAACUCUGUAUUCAGAUCGCCGAGCCCCUGACGCAACGCAUCGAAGCAAUGGCACAAACACCCACCGGCAAGGAAGAGGUGUACGCAUUCUUCGAGCCACUCUUCAAGCUGAUGCGAACGGAACCCUACAAGGACCUUCCAUCGUACAGCUCUCUCGAAACCACCUCAUGGACAUCCGACCCACUUGCUGGCUUUGGCUCAUACUCCGUCGAGAAGAAAGGCGACGAGCCUGGCCUCCUCGUGCAAGCUCUGGACGAACAUCGGAAUCUCAGACUCCAGUUCGCCGGCGAGCACUGCAUCGAGACCGGUAAUGGAUGUGUUCAUGGUGCAUUUGAGACCGGCGAGAUUGCUGCUAGGAAUCUGCUUGGUGUCUUUGGCAUGACUUGGGAUGGACUGGACACUACGCUUCGUUCAGCUUCUCCUUGAUCUGUCAUCUGAGUCUGUCUUGCUACACGGGGUAAGUGAUUGAGAGGAAGGAAGAGAACCAAUUUGGAAUUUGGAGUGAGUCUCGUUAUUGAUUGUUUGAUGUCCGCGCGUUUUCUGGUCUUUUACUGGGUCUUUCGUCCUGGUCUUACACUCGUUUGGUCUUCCGAUGUGCCGUUCUACACGCUCCUUAGGAUUUUUUCUCUGGGAUCGUCGAUUUAGAAGCAUGCCCCUAAUUCUAAACAUAUACACACGAGCUCUGAUGUUUUGUCUUGUGCUUGUGACUGUGUGAUCGGACCUUAACUAUCUUGAGAAUAUAUUCAUUA